CACCAAAACUGCACAAACCAUCACAAUGACUGAUAAGGAGCCUACACCCGCCGAGACCGCUGCCGCUACGGCCAAGGAGGCCGAGGAGCAGGCUGCUCUUCCCUACAAGUGGACUCAGACCAUCUCUGAGCUCAACGCCACCUUUGACGUGCCCGGAAACCUCAAGUCGAGGGAUCUCGUCAUUACUAUCAAGAAGAUGAGCCUACAGGCGGGUAUCAAGGGUCAGGAUCCAAUCAUCCAGGGCGAUCUUCCUCACGCUGUCCACGUUGACGACUCCACCUGGACUCUCAGCACCAACUCUGAUGGCACCAAGACCGUCGAGAUCCACCUCGACAAGGUCAACAAGAUGGAAUGGUGGCCCCACGUUGUCACUUCUGCUCCCAAGAUCGACGUGACCAAGAUCCAGCCCGACAACUCUAAGCUGUCCGAUCUCGACGGCGAGACCCGCGGCAUGGUUGAGAAGAUGAUGUUCGACCAGCAGCAGAAGGAGAAGGGCCUGCCCAGCUCAGACGAGCAGAAGAAGGCGGACAUUCUCAAGAAGUUCCAGGAGCAGCAUCCCGAGAUGGACUUUAGCAAGGCCAAGAUUCAGUGAGCGGAACUAUAACACAAAAAGAAGUAUUGUACGCCUGGAGUUAUAUAAAAAAGACGUUUCGUUUCGUUGCUGUCGUGGUAUUUUAUCAUCUGCCUUUUGUUUCUAGCGCAACCGCUGCGCGUUCAAGAAAAGCAUUGAAGUUUUUUACUUGUUGAAGCAUUCCGCCUGCGGGGCUCGAUGAGCUGGCUUCAUCGGUUAUGCGUGCCACAAGAAGUUCAAGGUUAGCCAGAUCGGCCUUUUUCUCUUGGGCGCGCGAAAGUUCAGGGGCGUCUCGUCCCCUUUCAACCGCCAUGUCUAUAUCGUGCAUUAUAGUUGAGGUAUCGAGCCGAUACUGUAUAUGUUAGAGAGGCUCGAUAAAACGGUUUCAAUAGAAACUU
Fusarium graminearum PH-1 is the source of this 969-nucleotide messenger RNA. RefSeq names its product nuclear movement protein nudC. The record is from RefSeq and is a predicted model, not a curated record. The transcript has 3 exons. Lineage: Eukaryota; Fungi; Ascomycota; Sordariomycetes; Hypocreales; Nectriaceae. Gene Ontology annotation, cellular component: cytoplasm. The coding region runs from base 26 to 592 and encodes 188 amino acids. Gene Ontology annotation, biological process: protein folding.